This is a messenger RNA of Papaver somniferum (opium poppy), 1544 nucleotides long. RefSeq names its product WAT1-related protein At5g07050-like. Gene Ontology annotation, molecular function: transmembrane transporter activity. The transcript is spliced from 6 exons. Bases 141 to 1349 code for a protein of 402 amino acids. Gene Ontology annotation, cellular component: plasma membrane. NCBI's taxonomy places the organism in Eukaryota, Viridiplantae, Streptophyta, Magnoliopsida, Ranunculales, Papaveraceae. The record is from RefSeq and is a predicted model, not a curated record.
UUAUCCUUAAGAGAGACAUAAACAUUAAGAACUACUACUUCUUCCAAAGAGUAUUGUUCUUUCUAUCUCCCUUCUCUUCCUUCUGCUUCCUUCUUAGUUGCUUGCUUAGUACUAAGAUAUUUCUUACAAAGAAAAAUUAGAUGGAGAACCAAGGAAGUGACAGCAGCUUGUUUCAAAGAUGCAAACCUUAUAUUGCCAUGAUAUCUCUACAAUUUGGAUAUGCAGGAAUGAAUAUCCUCACGAAGGUUUCUCUUAAUCGUGGAAUGAGUCAUUACGUUCUCGUUGUUUACCGUCACGCUUUUGCUACUGUUGUUAUUGCUCCUUUUGCAAUAUUUCUUGAAAGAAAAAUUCGACCCAAGAUGACAUUCUUAAUCUUCUUGCAAAUAUUUGCUAUGGCUCUGCUUGGACCGGUGAUUGAUCAGAACUUUUACUACAUGGGGUUAAAAUACACCUCCCCGACUUUCUCAUGUGCUAUGAGUAACAUGUUACCUGCAAUGACAUUCGUCAUGGCCUUCUUAUGCAGGAUGGAGAUAGUAGACAUAAAGAAAGUGAGAUGCCAAGCAAAAGUGAUCGGAACAAUAGUGACGGUAGCUGGAGCAAUGUUGAUGACAUUGUACAAAGGACCUAUCAUUGAGAUGAUAUGGUCGAAAAGCAUCCACACUAAUGCCUCUUAUACCACUAACACAUCUGGUUCUGAUGACAAGGAUUGGCUUAAAGGUUCAAUCCUUCUCAUAUUGGCUACCUUAGCUUGGGCUGCUCUCUUUAUCUUGCAGGCAAUAACAUUGAAGAAAUACCCAGCCCAUCUAACUCUUACAACUCUAAUUUGCUUCAUCGGUACACUACAAUCUAUUGCGGUUACUUUAGUAAUGGAACACACUCCUUCUGCCUGGUCCAUCGGUUGGGAUAUGAACCUUCUUUCUGCAGCUUAUGCGGGAAUUGUAUCUUCAAGUUUAGCUUAUUAUGUGCAAGGGCUAGUAAUGAGGAAAAGAGGACCAGUUUUCGUCACUGCUUUUAGUCCUCUUAUGAUGAUCAUAGUUGCCAUCAUGGGAUCUUUCAUUCUAGCUGAAAAGAUUUUUCUUGGAGGAAUUCUUGGCGCAGUUUUGAUUGUAGCAGGAUUAUACUCUGUUCUAUGGGGAAAGUACAAGGAAUUCAAGGAAAAAGAAAACGAACUACCAGAAGCCAUUAAAGAUGUCCGCGAAAACGGGACAAUGUUCGUUAUUGAAGACGUUGAAACGGGAAAAAGUGUUGUAGAAAUGCAAGAGGCAGAAGUUGAUACACUCUCGUCCGUCAAUGUUACCGUUCCAUUAUCGGACUCAGCCAUGAGAGACGAAGCCUCACGCAAGGCUUAAACUAAAGAAGAAGGCAGUAAUGAUGGUGUUUUAGUAUGGGGGGUAAUGAGAAUUUUUGCUACUUCCCAUCUCAGUUUUUUGUUUGGAGGGUUAUGUUUUAGGUUUUAAUAAUAACUUUUGUAUUCUGUUUAAUAAUAUCAUGUAAGAUUGAAAAACGAAUGAGAAUCUGAGGAGUAUCUCCUGUUUCUUUUGUUA